Molecule: messenger RNA, 2424 nt
Organism: Oreochromis niloticus (Nile tilapia)
Lineage: Eukaryota; Metazoa; Chordata; Actinopteri; Cichliformes; Cichlidae
Product: ATP-dependent RNA helicase DDX4
Exons: 23
Coding region: 137-2092 (651 amino acids)
Molecular function (GO): ATP binding; RNA helicase activity; nucleic acid binding
Source: RefSeq, a predicted model, not a curated record
AGGCGGGAAAAUGGCGGAAGUUGCAAGUUUGCGGGUUGUGAGCUGUGCAUGCGCGCGCCCCAUUCUGUGAGCGGACGAGCAGGCUGCACGUCGAGGAAGACUCUCAUCUGUGAAGACACUCAGAAAGUGAGCAAGAAUGGACGAGUGGGAAGAACAGGAAACCGCUACCUCUGGUACUUGUGCACUCACCAGCGACACCUCAACUGGAGGUACACAAGGAGAUUUCUGGAACUCUGAUCAUGGUGAAUUUCAAGGAGGUCGUGGUGGACGGGGUAGAGGAAGAGGAGGAUUUAAAAACUCAUUCUUCUCAGGUGCUGAGGACGGUGCAAACGAUGGUGACGGCCAGAAUAAUACAGCAGAAAGGAGUAGCUUCAGCCGAAGAGGAGGCUGUGGUAGGGGGCGUGGCAGAGGAUUUGGCAGAACGGAUCACAGUGAUUUUGACGCCAAUGAAGAGGAUGGUGACAAUAAAAAUGUGUCGAGAGGAAGAAGAGGAGGCAGAGGAGGAAGCUAUAGGCAAGGUGGUGAGCAGGGUGGCAGAGAUGGCUUUGGAGGAGGCUACCGUGGGAAAGAUGAAGAGGUCUUUGCUCAGGGGCACGGGGAUACACCUGCAGAGAACGCAGAUGCGAGUGAUAGACCCAGGGUUACCUACAUCCCCCCACCACCCUCUGAAGAUGAGGAGUCCAUUUUUUCCCACUAUGAGUCCGGUGUCAACUUUGACAAGUACGAUGAGAUCUUGGUGGAUGUCAGUGGAACCAACCCACCACCAGCUAUAAUGACAUUUGAUGAAGCAGCGCUGUGCGAGUCCCUAAAGAGAAACGUCAGCAAGUCUGGUUAUGUGAAGCCCACGCCUGUGCAGAAGCACGGCAUCCCCAUCAUUUCUGCUGGCAGGGAUCUCAUGGCCUGCGCCCAGACUGGGUCUGGAAAAACGGCUGCCUUCCUGCUCCCAAUCCUUCAACAGCUGAUGGCAGAUGGUGCGGCGGCCAGUUGCUUCAGUGAGAUGCAGGAGCCUGAUGCCAUCAUUGUGGCACCAACUAGGGAGCUGAUCAACCAGAUUUACCUGGAGGCCAGGAAGUUUGCCUAUGGGACAUGUGUGCGACCUGUUGUAGUGUAUGGUGGAGUCAGCACUGGACACCAAAUAAGAGACCUCUCGAGGGGCUGUAAUGUGUUGUGUGGAACACCAGGACGACUGCUGGACAUGAUUGGAAGAGGAAAGGUUGGCUUGACUAAAGUGCGUUACUUGGUGCUGGAUGAGGCUGACCGCAUGUUGGAUAUGGGGUUUGAGCCUGACAUGCGCCGCCUGGUGGGCUCUCCUGGGAUGCCAUCAAAAGAGAACCGUCAGACUCUGAUGUUCAGUGCUACUUUCCCCGAGGACAUCCAGAGGCUUGCAGCUGACUUUCUAAAGACUGACUAUUUGUUCUUGGCCGUGGGUAUUGUGGGUGGAGCCUGCAGUGAUGUGGAGCAGACAUUUGUGCAGGUCACCAAGUUCGCAAAGAGGGAGCAGCUUAUAGACCUCCUGAAAUCAACAGGAUCGGAGCGCACCAUGGUGUUUGUAGAGACCAAGAGACAGGCUGAUUUUAUUGCCACAAUCUUGUGUCAGGAGAAGUUUCCAACUACCAGCAUUCACGGUGACCGUGAGCAGUGGCAGCGAGAGCAGGCCCUUGGAGACUUCCGCUCUGGCAAAUGUUCUGUCCUGGUGGCAACCUCUGUAGGUGCCCGUGGACUCGAUAUUCCAGAUGUGCAGUUUGUUGUGAACUUUGACCUCCCAAACAAUAUCGACGAAUAUGUCCAUCGUAUUGGUAGAACCGGCCGCUGUGGCAACACCGGGAGGGCAGUGUCCUUCUAUGAUCCAGUAGCUGACAGUGAGUUGGCUCGAUCACUGGUCACAAUCCUGUCCAAGGCCCAGCAGGAGGUUCCCUCGUGGUUAGAGGAGUCUGCUUUCAGCGGCCAUAGCCCCUCUGGCUUUAACCCACCUAGGAAGCAUUUUGCCUCCACAGACUUGAGGAAGGGUCCACAGGGAGGCUUUUUCCAGGACGGCAGUGUAACGAGCCAGCUGGCAGUACAGACGGCUGCUGACGAUGAAGAAUGGGAGUGAGAGCAGCGCAGUCACACAGCAAUGAUCCCAGUUUUCUAAAUUGUUAAGCUUGUUGGCGUUUUACGAAUUUUUGUUGGAAGAAUAAUUUGCCACAGUGAAAAUGUCAGUACAGAUAAAGUACUAAUAUCAAUAUGUUGACUUUGUCACUGAUGUAAAAUCUGUUUGUUUUUGGGUUGGGGGUUGUUGUUGUUUUUUUUUAAAACUUUUUUUUAGUAUUAUUAUUACAUUAUUUGGAGUUAAACCAUUGUUGUGUAAGGCAUCAUAGCCAAAAUAUCUAAUUGUAGUUCUGUUUCCUGUUAAUAAAUGAAUAAAUGUUUAGAGCAACACCUUCA